AGCAAUCAAUCCUGAUGUAGAAUUUGAAACUUACAAUAUGAAUAUCACCACUGUGGACAACUAUCCGGUCUUCGUCGAUCGUAUAAGGUAUUCGCCUUUCUGUUCAUUAGUGGGCUUGUCAUUCCCUGAAUUCUGUGUGGAUAAUUUCGAAGCGAGAAUGACGAUUAACACGGCUUGUAAUGAGGAAAAUCAGAUAUGGAUGGAAUCGGGUGUUAGUGAGAAUGCCGUAUCCGGCCAUGUACAAUUUAUCCAUCCCGGACGCACCGCUUGCUUUGCAUGUGUACCUCCGUUGGUUGUUGCCUCAAAUAUCAGCGAACGAACUCUGAAACGCGAGGGAGUGUGCGCCGCAUCGCUGCCAACAACGAUGGCCGUUAUUGCGGGCUUCUUAGUACAGAAUGCUUUAAAGUUUCUGCUGAAUUUUGGUGAAGUCUCUUACUGCCUCGGCUACAAUGCUUUGGAUGAUUUCUUCCCUCGGCAUCAGUUGCUGCCGAAUCCCAGCUGUGAAGAUCGUUUCUGUCAGCAAAGGCAACAAGAAUAUAAGGUUCGACUAAAUUUUCGAUGAAA
Messenger RNA from Gongylonema pulchrum, 564 nucleotides. The record is from the annotation of a GenBank genome assembly. Lineage: Eukaryota; Metazoa; Nematoda; Chromadorea; Rhabditida; Gongylonematidae.